UUGGAUUUUGGUGGCAGUAAUUGUCAACGGUUUUGACAGAGAUGGUUUUGUCCAACUUGUCUUUGCGUCGCCGUUUAAAACCCGUUUCGAAGACAACUAAAGUGCCAUCCCAUCAUUUUCCCACUUUCCUCCUGAAGAUAGAGAAAAACGAAAACCUCAACUUGAACACCAAGAAACACAACAACAAAUACAACUUGGGAGGGACAAUUCAUCUAUACAUACAUACAAGAUUAUGAAGCUGGUUUGGUCUCCAGAAAUUGCCUUGAAGGCUUACACAGACACCGUGAUAUCAUGUGGAGACAUGGAAGGAUCCAGUGUAGCAGAGUUCAUUUCAGCCAUGGCGGCAGGGUGGAACGCCCGGCUGGUGGUGGAAACAUGGACACGUGGCGGUGCCAUCGCCUCCAGCAUUGGGCUCGCCAUUGCCACGCGCCACUCAGGGGGGAGGCACGUCUGCGUAGUCCCUGAUGAGGACUCAAGGUCAGCCUAUAUCGAGGCCAUGAGAAAUUCCGGCCAGGCGGCAGAUGUGGUGGUGGGCCGGCCGGAGGAGGCGGUGGAAGGGCUCGAAGGGAUUGACUUCCUGCUCGUGGACUGCUCGAGGAACAACUUUGCAAGCAUACUCAGGGUAGCAAAGUUGGGACACAGAGGAGCUGUUCUGAUCUGCAAGAAUGCCAGCUCUGGCGCCACUGUCGGUUUCCGGUGGCGGAACGUGCUCGACCAGGGCUUGAGGAUCGUACGGUCGGAGUUCCUGCCGGUGGGGAAGGGGCUGGACAUGGCUUAUAUUGGUGCCAAAGGGGGUGGCUCCGGUAAGAAGGGUCAGAGUAGGUGGAUCAAAACUGUCGAUAGCCAUACAGGAGAAGAAUUUGUCAUCAGGAAGUAAUUGGAGUUCGAUUGUUUUAAGGUUUAGGGCUGGCUGUACAUAAGUUUUAAGGAUGG
Andrographis paniculata is the source of this 933-nucleotide messenger RNA. RefSeq lists its product as uncharacterized. The coding region runs from base 233 to 877 and encodes 214 amino acids. The transcript has 2 exons. The record is from RefSeq and is a predicted model, not a curated record. NCBI's taxonomy places the organism in Eukaryota, Viridiplantae, Streptophyta, Magnoliopsida, Lamiales, Acanthaceae.